This is a messenger RNA of Colletotrichum orchidophilum, 330 nucleotides long. RefSeq names its product siderophore iron transporter mirB. Gene Ontology annotation, molecular function: transmembrane transporter activity. Bases 1 to 330 code for a protein of 109 amino acids. The record is from RefSeq and is a predicted model, not a curated record. The transcript has a single exon. Gene Ontology annotation, biological process: transmembrane transport. Lineage: Eukaryota; Fungi; Ascomycota; Sordariomycetes; Glomerellales; Glomerellaceae.
AUGUCCGUGGUGGCGCACAACGAACUCAGCAUGAAGCUGGCUCUCAUCAGCCUGGCUACCUCGGUCGGCCGCUCUAUCGGCCGCGCCAUCUCUGGUGCCAUCUGGACCAACGAAUUUCUCGGCUUCUUGAUCAAGCAUCCACCCGAAGACAAAAAGAGCGAAGCUAUUACGAUUUACAGGGAUAUCAAGGUCCAGCUAUCUUACGCUUGGGAAACCCUGGCUCGCGCUGGCAUUGUGCAUGCUUACAGAGAUGUUCAGCGUCACAUGGGUGCGGCUUUCAUGCCGCUGGCGCUUGUUUGUGUCUUUUGUGGAAGAAUGUCACCGUGGUGA